Necator americanus (New World hookworm) is the source of this 1227-nucleotide messenger RNA. RefSeq lists its product as uncharacterized. Gene Ontology annotation, biological process: anatomical structure morphogenesis; BMP signaling pathway; SMAD protein signal transduction. The record is from RefSeq and is a predicted model, not a curated record. Lineage: Eukaryota; Metazoa; Nematoda; Chromadorea; Rhabditida; Ancylostomatidae. Gene Ontology annotation, molecular function: RNA polymerase II cis-regulatory region sequence-specific DNA binding; I-SMAD binding; DNA-binding transcription factor activity, RNA polymerase II-specific. Gene Ontology annotation, cellular component: heteromeric SMAD protein complex. The coding region runs from base 1 to 1227 and encodes 408 amino acids. The transcript has 12 exons.
AUGAGCAUCCAAACAAAGUUCGACGGCAUAAUGAAACAUCUCGGAUGGAAACAAGGUGAUGAAGAUGAGAAUUGGGCAAAAAAAGCAAUCGAUAACCUCAUGAAAAAACUCAUGAAGCACAACAAGGAUGCGUUGGCGUGCCUGGAAUUCGCUCUACAGUGCAAAGGAGAGCAACCAACGGAUUGUGUGACGAUCCCAAGAUCUCUGGACGGACGACUUCAGAUAUCGCACAGAAAGGCACUUCCUCACGUGAUAUACUGUAGGGUGUACCGCUGGCCCGAUCUUCAAUCGCAUCACGAACUAAAAGCCAUUGACACUUGUAGGUAUUGUUACGAUUCCGGACAGAAGGAGAUCUGCAUCAACCCUUACCACUAUCGUCGCAUCGAAAGCGAUGGCGUUCUACCGCCUGUACUAGUGCCCAGAUACUCGGAGCUGCCUCCUCCGUCAAUACCACCCGGAAUACGACGGAUGCAAGCGAUGGAAGCAUCCGGUCCGUCAAUGCCCCAAAACGUUGAGAUCGCCGGCCUGUUCAACCAUUCCCAGUUCAAUCAAAUGCAAGCGGACGAUGGCGACGGCUAUAGUUUCUCGCCCGGUGUGCCGACAGUGGCGGUGCAUUGCGUUCAACCCGAACAUUGGGCAACUAUCAGCUACUACGAAAUGAACACCCGAGUUGGCGAACAAAUUCGAGUGACAUCGUCUCCAGUGUUCAUUGACGGCUAUACAGAUCCAACCAACAAUCCACAGAAAAUAAGUUUGGGAUUAUUUUCCAAUGUGAAUCGAAAUCCACCCAUAGAGAAUACGAGAAGAUUGAUUGGAAAAGGUGUGAAGUUGACCUACGUUCGACACCAAGGCACACUUUUCGCCGAAUGCGAGUCGGACUCGGCGAUAUUCGUGCAAUCGAGGAAUUGUAACUUCAUCCAUGGCUUCCAUCCCACUACCGUAGUCAAAAUCGCCAACAAAUGCUCGCUGAAGAUCUUUGACGAACAGUGUUUCAGAAGGCUCCUCGCUGACUGCUCUACUCGAGGAUUUGAUGCAUCGUACGAGUUGACAAAAAUGACGAUAAUACGUAUGUCAUUCGUCAAAGGUUGGGGAGCGGAAUAUCAACGGAAAGAUGUCACCUCAACGCCAUGCUGGAUUGAGAUACACCUCCAUGCUCCGCUAACGUGGCUGGAUCAAGUUCUCAAACACAUGACGCCACCACCACGACCUAUUUCUUCCAUAUCAUGA